Ostrea edulis (European flat oyster) is the source of this 2950-nucleotide messenger RNA. RefSeq names its product phosphatidylinositol-glycan-specific phospholipase D-like. The record is from RefSeq and is a predicted model, not a curated record. Lineage: Eukaryota; Metazoa; Mollusca; Bivalvia; Ostreida; Ostreidae. Gene Ontology annotation, molecular function: GPI anchor phospholipase D activity. The coding region runs from base 162 to 2750 and encodes 862 amino acids. The transcript is spliced from 25 exons. Gene Ontology annotation, cellular component: extracellular region; extracellular matrix.
CUUACUAAGGUGGUUUUUGGGGGGGGUUGGGGGGGGGGGGCGGGGGAGGGCUAGCUUUGGUUGCACCCAUAGGGUGGGAAAUCCAAAUAACAAAGCCUGGAUCCGCAUCGGUAUAAAAAAAAAUAGAGAAUGUCACGUGAUAUCUCAUGUGAUUGGCCAAAAUGUCAGCUUCCAUGUCAUACUCGCUGGCUUUAGCGGCGAUUUCUCAAACUAUCUAUGUUAUUAACGGGUUUGGGUCUAUUUCACACGGAAUUAUAAGCAACAGGGCCUCGGUUUACUUCGAUGGAAAAGGAGAAAAUGAAAUGCACUGGAAGAUUGUGCAGGACAACCCGGAUGGUUUGUUCGCAGGGAGUGUUUACCCAGAUGUGUUUUACGAUCCUCAGUGCAGUGAAGGAAACUACAGCUUUGUAUCAGAUGUGACAAAAUCUUCCGCUUUCUUGAAUGGAACUGUGAACUACAUACAUCAGAAGUACCCGAAGCCCUGGAGCAAUGUAACAGAAAAACUGGUAGCCUUUCUAUACGGAGUUACAUCCCAUCAUGUGGCCCACUCCAUGUGGUACGGAGAGGACUUACUACAGCAGGGUUUCCUCGAUAUGAUGGCAAAAUUAAAUUUUCAUGGAAAUUUUGAGGAAACAGCUCUUUUUGCUGAAUUAGGAAGUGAUGUUGUGUUAGCAUAUGAUCUCAACCUGGACCACAUCAAACCGUUUCUUGAAUGGUUUGUGCCUGUGAGUGACUUGGUCAACAUCUAUGCAAGUUUGCUUGGUGAAGGAAAAGUUCCACAUGAAGUGAUAGAAAACUGCACUGUAACAAGACUGAUUUUUUUAUUGAAAGAAAAAAUCAAAGUUUCUGAGUACUAUGCAGAGGUGGCUCCACGCAGCCCCUUCCUGGUGACCCAGCUGCUGGAUUAUUUCCCGGGGGGUGUGGACGACUGCGUAGGAUGGGUGAGAAGAAAGUGGCAGGAUCUUACUCUGAUGUUGGAGAAUGGCACCAGUCUCUGUACGACGUCCUCCAGUCCGCUCCGGCCUCACCCCAGUACAACACACCGACACCUCGGGGGGAGAACGAGGGAUUGCCAGGAUGCCAAGUCCCAGACCUUCACUCGCGUGAAUGGACCCGUUGAUCUCACCCAUGUGCAUCAGUUUUCCUGGGAAGGCAGUAUUCAGCUUUUACCAACAGAUAUAUACUGGGAACAACUCGCAUUGGUGCAGGAUGCAAAUACCGGUAAUCAAAAGAAGAGUUCGCGUGACCUAGACUACAUCGGAGACUAUUAUGUCAACAACUCCUUUGCCAAGUUAGGCUGGGCUCUGACUAAUGGUGAUGUCGACUCAGAUGGAUUCACAGAUUUGAUUAUUGGAGCGCCUGGAUAUUCGGCAGAAAAUUCUCCACAAAGAGGCAAAGUUUUUACUCUGUUUGGAAACAAAAGUGGUUUGGCAGGAUUUGGGUAUAUUGCAGUCAAUCUUGAUAACACAACAUUAAAUUGCACAGGACAUCUAGACUCUCCAUCAAAUCAACCGUGUAGAUUUGGUUCAAGCUUAGCUGUGGCAGACAUUAAUAUAGAUGGAGUUCUGGAUGUUGCUGUCGGAGCACCUGCCUACAGUAAUGAAGAAAUCAAUCCAAUAAAAUAUAAUGGUGCGAUAUUUGUUUUCUAUGGAACACCAGGAAGCAGACACUUUGCUGAACCCAAUAUAACCAUCUCUUGUCAGUCGGACAUGUGUCGCCUAGGGAGCUCGCUCGGUGUGGAUGAUGUGAACGGAGAUGGCCAUCCUGAUAUUCUUAUUGGGAAUCCUUUCUACUCACCAACAGACAACCAAACAGGGGUUGUCACAGCUUUAAUGUCCAGUCAGGCCUAUAGAGAUCAAGAGAAUAUUUCAUUUGAAGAUCUGAUAGAAAGAUGGAAACUCCUUGGCCAUCAGAAUAAUGGCUGGUUUGGUGAAUCUGUAAGAGGGAAGAAUGGCGUAGUGAUGACAAGUGAACCCUAUUACAGAAAGUGUGCAUUACUAAACUGCACCUUAAACUCUGAGGACCUGCAAUCUGCUGGUGCUGCUAUUAUUACGAACAUCGCCUCAAAAGUAAAACUUCCAAACCUAACCCUGAACGGCCGUGAGGAAUUUGACUUGACCGGUUACAGCAUGGACUACGGAUUUCCGUACAACAACUCCUCCCUGAUUCUGGCGGUCAGCGUACCAGGAGCCAUGGUCUACGGAGAAAUAUUGACCAUCCCAGUACAACUGAGGUGGAGCGGGACUGUGAUUCUCUUCAACGUCACAAGUGAGGGCCUGGUACAAGUGGCACACUUCGAUGGUGACAGGAAUUUUGCCCUGUUUGGAUCAUUUAUCAAGUUUGCUGAUUUGAAUGGAGAUGGGUUUGAUGAUUUGCUAAUCGGAGCGCCACUGCAUUCAGAUGACUGGACUGACCUAAUCCCAAGAGCCCUCAACAUAGAUGAAGAUGGAAGGCUGUACAUUUUCUACGGAGGCAGCAAGUUUCCCACCGGCAAUGCAACCUAUACAAAAGACUGUCUAGGCUUUUCCCCGUGCCCAUGGAAAAUGGCAGGAGAUAUGAUUAUUCCUGUGAGUCCCAAAGCCUACGUAGGAAGAGUGGCUGAAAUUUUGGAGUAUCCGACUCUGGUAGUAGGAAAAUCAAGUAGGCAGUAUACAGACCGAACUGUUGGGGCUAGGACCAUCAAACUUGGUACACAUACACCUUAUGACAAACUUGGUGGUAUCGGCCGUGCGGAGUACGGACUACUAUAGGGGAUUCCCCCACACAGGCUCGAUCUACAUCUACACAUUCCACAAACAGCAGCAGAAAAAGCCACAUUAAAAAACAAAUCGUGCUUCACAAAAUAGUUCACAGACUGUACAUAUUAUGUGAAAAGGACUUGUACAGGCUAUGCCUACUGUCUAAUCCAUUUAUAUGCUUCAUACAUAAUAAAAUAUUGUAUAAAUCAGAA